GCAGUGAGCCGAGAUUACGCUACUGCACUCCAGCCUGGGUGAGAGAGCAAGACUGUCUCAAACAAACAAAAAACCUUGGAAAAGCCCUGGCGGUCGUUUUUUUUUUUUUUUUUUUUUUUUGAGACAGAGUCUUGCUCUGUCGCCCAGGCUGAAGUACAGUGGUCGGAUCUUGGCUUACUGCAACCUCUGCCUCCCAGGUUCAAGCAAUUCUUCUGCCUCAGCCUCUCAAGUAGCCACCACGCCCAGCUAAUUUUUGUAUUUUUAGUACAGACGGGGUUUCACCAUGUUGUCCAGGUUGGUCUUGAACUCUUGACCUCAGGUGAUCCACCCGCCUCGGCCCCCCAAAGUGCUAGGAUUACAAGCUUGAGCUACCGCGUCCAGCGCCCUGGCGGACUUUAAUCAAGUAGAAAAGCUGCAUUAUACCACUUACUUCGGUUGCCUUCAGUGAGAAAGAAGAAAUGGAAAUGCAAAUCACUUAUUAGUUGUAGGAAACAGAUCUUAAAUAGCAGUUUUGUUGAUAAGACCGCAGGAAAACGUGGGAACUGUGCUGCUGGCGCGGUCGACCAGACGGUUUCCAAAGGGAGCAGUCCUUCCCAGCCACCGCACCUGCAUCCAGGUUCCCGGGUUUCCUAGGACUCUCAGCUGUUGCCCUGGGCUCGGUUCUGUGCCACACCCGUGGCUCCUGCGUUUCCCGCUGGCGCACGCUCUCCAGAGCCGGGGUCGCUGCGACCCCGCCGAGCAGGAAGAGGCGGAGCGCGGGACCGCGGCGGGAAAAGAGCGCGCGGAAGCGGUCCUGCCACUGCGCCACUUCGCCUUCCUCAGUCCCGCCGCUCGCCACGCCACUUCGCCUGCCUCUGUUCCGCCGCCCGCCGCGCCAUGCCCGUCGCCGGCUCCGAGCUGCCGCGCCGGCCCUUGCCGGCCGCCGCACAGGAGCGGGACGCUGAGCUGCGUCCGCCGCACGGGGAGCUGCAGUACCUGGGGCAGAUCGAGCACAUUCUCCGCUGCGGCGUCAGGAAGGACGACCGCACGGGCACCGGCACCCUGUCGGUAUUCGGCAUGCAGGCGCGCUAUAGCCUGAGAGAUGAAUUUCCUCUGCUGACAACCAAACGUGUGUUCUGGAAGGGUGUUUUGGAGGAGUUGCUGUGGUUUAUCAAGGGAUCCACAAAUGCUAAAGAGCUGUCUUCCAAGGGAGUGAAAAUCUGGGAUGCCAAUGGAUCCCGAGACUUUUUGGACAGCCUGGGAUUCUCCACCAGAGAAGAAGGGGACUUGGGCCCAGUUUAUGGCUUCCAGUGGAGGCAUUUUGGGGCAGAAUACAGAGAUAUGGAAUCAGAUUAUUCAGGACAGGGAGUUGACCAACUGCAAAGAGUGAUUGACACCAUCAAAACCAACCCUGACGACAGAAGAAUCAUCAUGUGCGCUUGGAAUCCAAGAGAUCUUCCUCUGAUGGCGCUGCCUCCAUGCCAUGCCCUCUGCCAGUUCUAUGUGGUGAACAGUGAGCUGUCCUGCCAGCUGUACCAGAGAUCGGGAGACAUGGGCCUAGGUGUGCCUUUCAACAUCGCCAGCUACGCCCUGCUCACGUACAUGAUUGCACACAUCACGGGCCUGAAGCCAGGUGACUUUAUACACACUUUGGGAGAUGCACAUAUUUACCUGAAUCACAUCGAGCCACUGAAAAUUCAGCUUCAGCGAGAACCCAGACCUUUCCCAAAGCUCAAGAUUCUUCGAAAAGUUGAGAAAAUUGAUGACUUCAAAGCUGAAGACUUUCAGAUUGAAGGGUACAAUCCACAUCCAACUAUUAAAAUGGAAAUGGCUGUUUAGGGUGCUUUCGGAGGAGCUCAAAGGAUAUUGUCAGUCUUUAGGGGUUGGGCUGGAUGCCGAGGUAGAAGUUCCUUUUGCUCUAAACGAAAAAGGAACUAGGUCAAAAAUCUGUCCGUGACCUAUCAGUUAUUAAUUUUUAAGGAUGUUGCCACUGGCAAAUAUAACUGUGCCAGUUCUUUCCAUAAUAAAAGGCUUUGAGUUAACUCACUGAGGGUAUCUGAAAACGCUGAGAUUAUGAACAAAGUAAGGAGAAUGAAAUGUGUGUGCUCUUAGCAAAAACAUGUACGUGCAUUUCAAUCCCACGUCCUUAUAAAGAAGGUUGGUGAAUUUCACAAGCUAUUUUUAGAAUAUUUUAAGAAUUUCACAGGCUAUUCCCUCAAAUCUGAGGGAGCUGAGUAACACCAUCAAUCAUGAUGUAGAGUGUGGUUAUGAACAUUUAAAGUUAUAGUUGUUUUAUAUGUUGCUAUAAUAAAGAAGUGUUCUGCA
This is a messenger RNA of Symphalangus syndactylus (siamang), 2304 nucleotides long. RefSeq names its product thymidylate synthetase (gene TYMS). Gene Ontology annotation, cellular component: cytosol; mitochondrion. Gene Ontology annotation, biological process: dTMP biosynthetic process. The record is from RefSeq and is a predicted model, not a curated record. Gene Ontology annotation, molecular function: thymidylate synthase activity. Lineage: Eukaryota; Metazoa; Chordata; Mammalia; Primates; Hylobatidae.